AUGACAGGCGCUGAGGUUCGAGGUAUACCUGUUCUUGCAGGGCCACUCGCCGUUGGUCUCUUGACCUUGGUCGAUCCGCCCGCCCGUGCCUUCGACAUCGUGUUUGUCCAUGGCUUCGGAGGCCACGCCCACCGGACAUGGGAACACAAAAGUGCUGUCACCAAGUCAUCGGAAGAAUCCGACGACGAAGGCCAACAGCCACCUCGAAAACUUCAGAAGUUACUCAACCCGCCGAAAUUGAGACUACCCAGGCCACAUUCUUCAAACCCCGUAUUUUGGCCAACGGAUCUCCUGCCCAGGACAGCCCCGAAUGCACGUAUCCUUACUUAUGGAUAUGACAUCAAUGCUCGAGACGGUUUGGAAACCCCUAUCAGCCCAAACGGUGUUUACGAUAUUGCCAGGGAUCUGAUGAGAAGCUUGGAGGCCGUCCGUCGAUCUCACCCAUCCAGGCCGCUUUUGUUUGUCGCCCAUAGCCUUGGAGGCAUCGUGGUCAAAGAAAUGCUCCGCCAGUCGUGGGGACACAUAUGUCACCAGACCCAUCUCCUAUCUAUAGCAGACUCAACGGUGGGAGCCCUCUUUUUUGGCACACCCCAUGGUGGUGCGAAUCCAGGAGGGCUUGUUCAGAGUAUCGCCGAGUCCGUUGUUCGAUUGUCGCAAUGGAGAGCCAAAGAGAGGAUCCUUGAUACUUUACUACCCUCAUCAGACCAUUUGAAGCAGCUACGGGCUGAGUUUGGCCUGAUUGCGCGUGAGAAAAAGUGGAUCAUCUAUUGCUUCCAGGAAGAAUACCCAGUCAAGGACCUCAACGGAAAGGUCGUCGAAGAUUCAGCAUCUUGCUUUAACGACGCCACCAUCAAGACGGUUCAACACAUCGCGAGCAACCACAUGGAUAUGUGCCGCUUCUCCGGCUUCGAUGAUCCGGAAUAUGUCAAAGUAGCGGCCGCUGUCGAACGUAUCCUCACCAGUGCUUCCAACAGAACCUUUCCUAAUAAUGACGUUAUCCUUGAUCGACGACAACAACGAAAAUACAUCGAGCACCUGAAGUUCGCCCAAAUUGACGCCCGACAUGCGACGUUCAAGACAGCACACGUGAAAACCUGCAGAUGGCUCCUGAAAAGACCUGAGUACCGAGACUGGCUCGAUCCAACCAAGGUCAUUGAACACAGCGGUUUUCUUUGGAUCAAGGGGGAGCCUGGUACUGGCAAAUCGACCAUCAUGAAAUACGCCCUCACACAAACCAGAAGAGUCAUGACAGACGCCUAUCUUAUCUCAUUCUUCUUCAAUGCGAGAGGCGAGCAGCUAGAGAAAAUGACACUGGGGAUGUAUCGGUCGUUAUUAUUACAGCUUCUGGAAAUUCUGCGAAAUUCCACCAUCGUCCUGAAUAAAAGGCUUGCAACACAGCUGGACAUCGCCGGCAAGGAAAUCUCAUGGGAUCUCCAAGUAGUCAAAGCUGUAUUCCAAGCGGCGUUACAAGGCCUAGGUGAUAGAAAAGUGGUCUGCUUUAUUGACACUCUCGAUGAAUGCGACGAGGACGACGUACGAGAUAUGAUUUCCUUUUUUGAGCAAAUGUGCGAGAAAGCUGUUGAGUCACGGAAUCAAUUCUUGGUUUGCUUCUCGAGCCGCCACUAUCCCCACAUUGCUAUCACCAAGUCUAUCGAGCUUGUGCUGGAAGAGCAGGAAGGUCAUCGGGAAGACCUUGCAAAAUAUCUAGACAGUGAAUUGAAAAUUGGUAGCAGCAAGGAAAGUCAAGAACUCAAAGAGGAAAUACUACGACGAGCUUCUGGUGUAUUUCUAUGGGUUGUGUUGGUCGUUCAAAUACUGAAAAAGGAAUACGGUAGAGAAUGUGUACACACUCUCCGAAAGCGUCUGGACAAAAUCCCGAAUGGGUUAUGCGAGUUAUUCAGAGAUAUCAUCACGGCCGACUCACGCAAUGGCGAACUCAUCCUCUGUCUACAGUGGAUAUUGUACGCCAAACGGCCAUUGAAACGGGAGGAACUGUACUUUGCAGUCCUUACCGGCGUCGAACCCAGAUCGGUGUCAGAGUGGGACACUGAGAAAACCACUAUAGCUGACAUGGAAAGGUUUAUUCUCGACUGGUCGAAAGGUCUCGCAGAACUUAGCAAGACCAAAGAUCAGACCGUGCAGUUCAUUCACGAAUCUGUGCGCGACUUUUUGUUCAAGGAAAACAGCCUUGGCCUGCUUCAUCCCCGGCUUACCAACAACAUCGCCGGCAUCAGUCAUGACGAUCUUAAGGCAUGCUGUCAGAACCGCCUCGGAAUUGUCCUUGCGCAAAGCGUAUUUGUCGAGGAUAUGUAUGCUGCUUUUUUCGAGGAAUCUGUCCAAAUACGUCAGAAAAUGUGCGAGAAAUGGCCACUUCUCGACUAUGCUGUGAAGUACACGUUCGAACACGCCGAGGCUGCUGCUCGGCAUGAAGUUUCGCAGGAUUCCUAUCUCGAGAGCCUGCAGAUCCCGGUCCACCCCUACUGGAGGACUUUCAACCGAUCCAGCUGGAUCUACCUCCACAACAUACUGGAGCGAUACCAGACACGCAGGUACACACCUGAUGCGAGCUUUCUGUAUAUCUUCGCGGAGAAAAACCUGCCGAACCUCAUUCGGACCGUUUUGAAACGAACACGUAAUAUGGAUAUUGCGGGAGAGCGUCGCGGAUUUCCACUGAACGCGGCCAUCGCACAGGGGAAUGAAGAUGCAAUCAGGGAGUUUCUGAAGCCAGCAGCUGCACUUCCCUCAGCCGACAGACCCCCCUGGUUUGCUCAAUCGUCUUCGAGAGAUAGUGAGAAAGUCGACGUGGCCAGAUUCUUCCUUCAACGUGCUCGUGACAUUGCUACUCCCAAAUAUUCAGUCCUCGCUUGGGCGGUCGCUCAUGCAGAACAAAGUACGAUUGCUUGUCUUGCAGCCACAGGUAAGGUGGGCACGGUUGGCUUAGACUACCAAUACACAUUGGCGAAAACAACGACCGAGUUUCUGCACGUUUCGCUGGUUAUUGAAGGCGCUCAGCUCGUGUCAACAAAGAUACGUAUGGACACCAAGCGUGUGCCGCUUGCUGUGCUACAGCCUACGGACCCGGCCAGCACGCCUAAAGGGUCACGGAGGCUUUUCUGGGCAGCCUAUCUAAUGCAGAACAUCUUCAGCAUCCGAGAUAACCCACUGGAAGUACCCAUCAAAGUUUUGUUCGACGAGGAAGGAUGGAUGGAGUUCCUCAUGCACGACAAAGGGGUCGAUCCUAAUCAAUGCGACGCUGAGAGCAGGACGUGUCUCAUCCUUGCAGCAGGGCUUGGCCUCAAGGCUCAGCUCGAAUCCUUGCUCGAGCAAAAUGGUCUUGAUGUCAAUAAGGCGGACAACAAGGGCAACACUGCCUUGCAUCAUGCGGUAAGGGACGGCCACGAAGACGUGGUAAGAAUGCUCCUGGGACGAUCGGAUUUGGACAUAAACCAAGCAAACAAACUUGGCCAGACAGCUCUUCAUUGUGCGGUUAAAUCCAAACAAAUACUGGUCGUAAAAAUCCUUCUGCGGGAAGAGCAUCUCACUGCUAUCUGCGGAGCUGAAACGAGCACUGAGACGAUGGUAUCUGCCACUAACGUUGGAGAUAAUGCUCGUCUUCACCAGAGUCUUGACACAAACGUUACUUAUCUUGGCUGUCCUCCAUCGAGUUCCGACGUAGCUCGGACAGGAAAGCCUGCACAGACGCCUACGCUGAAUCACCAAGGAAUCAAUGUAAAUGUGACUGAUAACUUCGGAAGCACUGCUCUGCACAUGGCUGUCGAACUGUGCCAACCGCUGUUGGUGAAGAUGCUCCUCGAACGGACGGAUAUCAACAUUCAUAUUGCGGACAAUAAUCGCGUAACACCUUUGGUGGAAGCUGGACGACGUCGUAUGCUGGCGCCACUGCAAUCAGAUGACCAGAGGAAAGCUUGUGCAGAGAUUGUGGGUAUGUUAGAGCGGAAGAUGAGGCGAGGGAUGCUUGUUACUGCUCUGUGA
Molecule: messenger RNA, 3993 nt
Organism: Exophiala xenobiotica
Lineage: Eukaryota; Fungi; Ascomycota; Eurotiomycetes; Chaetothyriales; Herpotrichiellaceae
Exons: 3
Coding region: 1-3993 (1330 amino acids)
Molecular function (GO): protein binding
Source: RefSeq, a predicted model, not a curated record